UUCAACUGCUUGCAGCGGUCAUACUAAUAAUCAAGAUAAAGCAAAGCCACUGUAAUAGUUAGUUAAUUACUGUUUGUCUUUGUUGCGCGGAAACACGUACUUUCCCCAGAACUAAAAAAGUUACCCAAAGUCGUGCAUAUUAUUUUUUUCCGAUUUUAAAAGAACCAGUUUCGAAGUGGUUGUGACUCAUCAAUUUUCGCAGGCUCAAGGAGAGAAUUUCACCAUGGACGCCAUCAGCAACGGAGAAUCUGGUGAUCAAGUUGGAAUAAGGGUGGGAAAUCCUGAGACUCUUUACGAUCACACGGAUGCUCUGGGUUCUGUUGGAGCAGGAGGUUCGGGAAGCAGCGGACUGGUCACAGGAGCCUCGCAUCCUUAUGGUACAGGAGCCAUUGGGCAGCUUGCCAACUCGUACACCUCACCCUCGUCGAGCUACCGUAAAAAUGUGGCCAAAAUGGUCACCGAUCGUCACGCCGCCGAGUACAAUAUGCGUCAUAAGAACCGUGGAAUGGCCCUGAUCUUUAAUCACGAACACUUCGAGGUGCCCACUUUGAAGUCCCGAGCAGGAACCAAUGUCGAUUGUGAGAACUUUACGCGGGUGCUGAAGCAGCUAGAUUUUGAGGUGACUGUUUACAAGGACAGCCGAUACAAGGACAUAUUAAGGACGGUUGAGUAUGCAGCCUCACAGAAUCAUAGCGACAGCGAUUGCAUUCUAGUGGCCAUCCUGUCGCACGGCGAGAUGGGCUACAUCUACGCCAAGGACACUCAGUACAAGCUGGAAAAUAUAUGGAGCUUUUUCACGGCCAAUCACUGCCCCUCAUUGGCGGGCAAGCCCAAGUUGUUCUUUAUACAAGCGUGUCAGGGAGAUAGAUUGGAUGGCGGAGUGACCAUGCAACGCUCACAGACCGAAACCGAUGGCGACUCUUCGAUGAGCUACAAGAUACCCGUGCAUGCUGAUUUCCUGAUCGCCUACUCCACUGUUCCGGGAUUCUAUUCGUGGCGAAACACCACCCGCGGCAGCUGGUUUAUGCAGAGCCUGUGCGCCGAGUUUGCUGCUAAUGGAAAACGUCUCGACAUCCUUACCUUGCUCACUUUUGUUUGCCAACGGGUGGCCGUAGACUUUGAAUCCUGCACUCCGGACACGCCGGAGAUGCACCAGCAGAAGCAGAUUCCCUGCAUCACCACCAUGCUGACGCGCAUUCUGCGCUUUAAUGAUAAGCAGCUGGCUCCAGCUGGACGGGUUUGAUCGAUACUGGUAUGGAUAGGGCACUGGCUACGGCGAGGUGUGUGAUAAACCAAGACGCAAUUAAGAUAAAACAAAAAUUCUAAGGCCGAUUUGCAGCAUAUUUGUAUGAAACACUUUUUACCCUGAUCAAAUUCUUGAGAUUGGUUUCACUGCCUAUUUUUUUUAUUUAAGCGCAAAGUAUCUAUCAAUUGGCAUUUAUUACUGUCGCAUUUUUGCCAUCUGUAUUUAUAUAAGGGUGUUAAGUUCAAGAUGGCUAGGAAAUGUAAAAGGAUUAAAUUGCAUUUUUUGUUGGUCCCACUUUUUUCGUGAUAAAUUUUACUUUCCUGCUCAUAAAAACGAUCUCAAAAUUCAACAUUGCCUUUGAAAUCUCAUAAGGAUUUCCCCUUUUCUCUUCUCGGUCAGGAACAUUGAACUACCCUUAUCUUUUUACAGACCAUUAACUCUUAUUUUGAAUAUUUUUAUACAUCAAUAUCUUUAUAUUGUAAGCAUGUGUGUCAUGAUCGUCCAAAACAAAAACCAACGACUUUAGCCUGUAGUUGAGAAGUUUUUGAACAACAUAUACUAUCUAUAGAAUUUGUACUCUUAUAUAAAACACUUUAGCAAAUGUUUUCCUUUCAAGUUUACCGCUAAUAAAUACGAUUGAAAACAA
This is a messenger RNA of Drosophila eugracilis, 1892 nucleotides long. RefSeq names its product caspase (gene Drice). Gene Ontology annotation, cellular component: cytoplasm. Bases 224 to 1243 code for a protein of 339 amino acids. Gene Ontology annotation, biological process: proteolysis; apoptotic process. The transcript has a single exon. The record is from RefSeq and is a predicted model, not a curated record. NCBI's taxonomy places the organism in Eukaryota, Metazoa, Arthropoda, Insecta, Diptera, Drosophilidae.